AUGUAUAUAGAGCAGAAUUGUGUAAUGUUGGGCACCUCAACAAUUGAGCGUGAAAAACUUAAAGAUUUGUUACGUUCGUUUUGUGUGAAUUGGAAGGCAAUAAAGGAAAUAAAAGAUGGCAGAAAGAAGAAAAAAAUGGCAAUAACAGGUUGCAAAUUGCAAGAUUAUCUCGGUAGGGAUUCCAUCUUCCAAACAUGA
This is a messenger RNA of Clunio marinus, 198 nucleotides long. The record is from the annotation of a GenBank genome assembly. NCBI's taxonomy places the organism in Eukaryota, Metazoa, Arthropoda, Insecta, Diptera, Chironomidae.